Messenger RNA from Colletotrichum navitas, 1290 nucleotides. RefSeq lists its product as uncharacterized. Gene Ontology annotation, cellular component: BLOC-1 complex. The transcript has a single exon. Bases 327 to 1193 code for a protein of 288 amino acids. Gene Ontology annotation, biological process: endosomal transport. The record is from RefSeq and is a predicted model, not a curated record. NCBI's taxonomy places the organism in Eukaryota, Fungi, Ascomycota, Sordariomycetes, Glomerellales, Glomerellaceae.
GGUGAAGGACGCCGUGGAAUCGGCGGCGGAUGCUCAGCGCUCCAACUCCGGGACCGAUCGGCCCCACUACCCCGCCAUUUUCAUGCGGGGACGGAUUAGCCGUCCCCGUCGCAUGCUCUGAUUCGCCGUCACCACGACUUACCCGAUCAAGAUAGGGCUGCGAUCGCGUUAGGUCGCAUGCCCAAACCCCUCGUCCUACCUACUCGCCACCCUUGCGAAUCUCUCGUGGAUCCUGUCAGCUGGCUGCUUCCCUCCAAGCCUCGUCCCCUUCAAAGCGCCCUUGACGGGUUUUCGUGCGCGCGCUCUCUCCAGAAGCCACUAGCAUCAUGUUCGCUGGGCAGUUCUCCUCGUCAGCGGGGAGGAAUCCUCCGCGUGCGCCGUCGUCGACCACAACGACGACGACGACGACGACGACGACGACUGCAUCCGCUUCUCAGCAUCUCAGCGCCUCCAGCGCGACGCGCGGCCAGCACUCCAAAUCGUCCAACACAUCCAUAUCCGGGGUGCCGCAGGCCCCAAACAUCGCCCAGCAUGCCCCAGCUGCACCCCCAUCAUCGGCCUCACCACCUCAACUGCAUCAGACCCUUCCCAGCGAGGAUCAGGAGCGCCACGUCUCGGAAGCGCGCGCAGCCGUCGUCGCAUCCAUUGGAAACAUGCUCGACGGCGAGCUGCAGACGCGCGCCCGCAUGCUGCACUCUGGCGCCGCGGCGCUGGACAAGCAGGAGCGGGAUGUCAUGAAUGCGACGGAGGCGCUGCGCAAGGAAAACGACAAACUGGCGCGGUUCGCAGGGGACGCGGCACGUCGGGUCAAGGAGCUAGGCAACGUGCAGAACUGGGCCGAGGUGCUCGAGAGGGACUUCCUGGUGCUCGAGGAGACGUUUCGGCUGGUGAGAGAGGGGAGCUGCGGGAGCGACUGCGAGAGCUGCGGGAGUGGUAGUUGGAGUGGAAGCGGGAGCUGGAGCGGGAGCGAGGUCGGUGACGGUGAGAGGGAUGUGAGGAUGGGGGAGGAGAAUGGUGGUAAGGGUUUGGAUAAGGGGAAGAUGAAGUUGGGUCAGGAUGGGUUUGAUGCCGAGGCGAUGGAGGUCGAUGGGGACCAUGGGGACUGCUCGGAGAGUAUGACUGAAGCCGAGUCAAGCGAAGGCACUGAGGGGCGGGCGAAGGGGUCAGAGACGACGUCGAUUUCAACCUUUUGAUUCAUGAAUAUCUGGGAAGCACACAAUACCUCUUAACAACUAGACGAUGAUUACGACGCUUCACGACUGGAUUGAACUCGCACUGUAAUAAGGAAUC